Molecule: messenger RNA, 7776 nt
Organism: Serinus canaria (Common canary)
Lineage: Eukaryota; Metazoa; Chordata; Aves; Passeriformes; Fringillidae
Gene: POU2F1
Product: POU class 2 homeobox 1
Exons: 16
Coding region: 34-2271 (745 amino acids)
Biological process (GO): regulation of transcription by RNA polymerase II
Cellular component (GO): nucleus
Molecular function (GO): DNA-binding transcription factor activity, RNA polymerase II-specific; RNA polymerase II cis-regulatory region sequence-specific DNA binding
Source: RefSeq, a predicted model, not a curated record
UCGCGCGGCCGAUUUUUGGUUAAAAUAUUCAAAAUGGCGGACGGAGGAGCAGCGAGUCAAGAUGAGAGUUCGGCGGCGGCGGUGGCGGCGGCGGCAGACUCAAGAAUGAACAAUCCGUCAGAAACCAGUAAACCAUCGAUGGAGAGUGGGGACGGGAACACAGGCACGCAAACAAAUGGCCUGGACUUUCAAAAGCAGCCUGUGCCUGUCGGAGGAGCAAUCUCUACAGCCCAGGCCCAGGCCUUCCUUGGGCACCUUCAUCAGGUCCAGCUCGCUGGAACAAGUUUACAGGCUGCUGCUCAGUCCUUAAAUGUACAGUCUAAAUCUAAUGAAGAAUCUGGGGACUCUCAGCAGCCAAGCCAGCCUUCCCAGCAGCCUUCAGUGCAGGCGGCCAUACCCCAGACCCAGCUCAUGCUGGCCGGAGGACAGAUCACCGGGGUAAGAGUUACCCAGGGAUGCUGCAGUCCCACACAGCUCACGUUGACGCCAGCCCAGCAACAGUUAUUGCUCCAACAGGCGCAGGCCCAGUUGCUGGCGGCUGCAGUGCAGCACUCAGCCAGUCAGCAGCACAGCGCUGCUGGUGCCACCAUCUCGGCCUCUGCUGCAACGCCGAUGACGCAGAUCCCUCUAUCUCAGCCAAUACAGAUUGCACAGGAUUUGCAGCACUUGCAGCAGCUUCAGCAGCAGAAUCUCAACCUGCAACAGUUUGUGUUGGUGCAUCCAACAACCAACUUGCAGCCAGCACAGUUCAUCAUCUCACAAACGCCGCAGGGGCAGCAGGGUCUCCUGCAAGCGCAGAAUCUCUUAACGCAACUACCUCAGCAAAGCCAAGCCAACCUCCUGCAGUCUCAGCCAAGCAUCACCCUUGCCUCGCAGCCAGCAACCCCAACACGCACAAUAGCAGCGACCCCCAUUCAGCCACUUCCACAGAGCCAGUCAACACCAAAGCGAAUCGACACUCCCAGCUUGGAGGAGCCCAGUGACCUUGAGGAGCUUGAGCAGUUUGCCAAGACUUUCAAACAAAGACGGAUCAAACUUGGAUUCACUCAGGGUGAUGUUGGGCUCGCUAUGGGCAAACUCUAUGGAAAUGACUUCAGCCAAACUACCAUCUCUCGCUUUGAAGCCUUGAACCUCAGCUUUAAGAACAUGUGCAAGUUAAAGCCACUUCUGGAAAAGUGGCUCAAUGAUGCAGAAAACCUCUCAUCUGAUUCAACUCUCUCCAGCCCAAGUGCCCUGAAUUCUCCAGGGCAAGGGAUCGAAGGCUUGAACCGUAGGAGGAAGAAACGCACCAGCAUAGAGACCAACAUACGUGUGGCCUUAGAGAAGAGUUUCCUGGAGAACCAAAAGCCUACCUCGGAUGAGAUCGCCAUGAUAGCUGACCAGCUAAACAUGGAGAAGGAGGUGAUCCGCGUUUGGUUCUGUAACCGGCGCCAGAAGGAGAAAAGGAUCAACCCACCCAGCAGUGGUGGAACCAGCAGCUCGCCCAUCAAAGCAAUUUUCCCUUGUCCAACCUCACUGGUGGCAACCACGCCAAGCCUUGUGACUAGCAGUGCAGCUACAACCCUGACUGUCAACCCCGUGCUCCCUCUGGCCAGUCCUGCUGUCACCAGUCUGUCAGUCACAGGCACAACAGAAACCACCUCCAACAACACGGCAACAGUGAUUUCAACAGCACCUCCAUCUUCUUCAGCAGUGACAUCACCCUCCCCAAGCCCUUCCCCUUCUGCCUCAGCCUCCACUUCAGAGGCCUCCAGUGCCAGUGAGACCAGCACAACACAGACAACCUCCACCCCCUUGUCCUCCCCUCUCGGGACCAGCCAGGUGAUGGUAACGGCAUCAGGGUUGCAAACGGCGGCAGCGGCCGCGUUACAAGGAGCUGCACAGUUGCCUGCAAAUGCAAGUCUUGCUGCCAUGGCUGCUGCAGCAGGACUAAACCCAGGCUUGAUGGCAUCCUCGCAGUUUGCAGCUGGAGGUGCCUUACUCAGUCUCAAUCCAGGGACAUUAGGUGGUGCUCUCAGCCCGGCCCUGAUGAGCAACAGUACACUGGCAACUAUUCAAGGAUCGCUUCAUGGAUCGGAGAACUUUCUAACCAAAAAUGUAAAAAAAAAAAAAAAAAACCACAAAAAAACUAAAAACCGCAAAAACACAAAAAAAGUGAAAGGACUACUUAUCAUUUCCAGCAGUCACAAUGACAAGUUAAGGUGGGUUAUCAGUUCAAACAUAGGAAGGGGAUUUCUUGGUUAUUUUGGUCUAAAUAUCUUUCUUUUUUAAUUAUCAUUUUAUAGGUCUGUUGUACAGGCCAUUAUGUCAUACAAGGUGUUUAUAAUCGUAUCAAUCAUGUUGGGGGUUCCUUUCUUAACUGGUACAAUUUAGGCAGGCCUGUAUUACUGGUGUAUCUCUAUUAUUAUUAUUAUGAUUAUUAUUAUUAUUAUUUUUAUAUAUAUCGUUUGGACGCGUUUGUCUUUUGCUCCUGGAUUAUUUUCAGCGAGCUCCCACACCAUGGGGGGAGGGUGGGGGGGUGGAGAGGAAGAAUGGAGCACAAAUAGACUUUCUAUCCUAAUCUUCUGGAAAUGUUCUAAACAGUUUCCUCAUCCUUGAAUUUGUCUAAUGCCUACUGGUAGGGGUCAGAAGAAUUUACGUUCAUCAUUUGUGCAGGAAGCUCAGUGCAGCAGCAGAGAUCAUUGUGUGCAAACUUCCACGCUGGUCUCUGCUAUGUAAGCAGGGGUAGGAAUUUGCUCCAAACUGCCAUUCUUCUCCUCUCAUAUAUUUAGACAAAACAGCCAAAUUCUGCUCUUAGCUUCGUGUGCUUGGUUCCUUUUACGUCAGAGAGCAGGAUGUGACCUCCCGAGUGUGGAUUGUGUGACAAUACUGAUGGCUCUUCUGUUCCAUAAAUUUCAUUUUGCUGUGCAAAAGCACACACAAAUAUUUGAAAAACAUCAUGACCCAGGCUAAUUGGCAGCAUGUAAAGCAGCAUCUAGAGUCUUAGAUACCUUCUAGAUGAGUUGGUGCCGGAUUUCAGAAGGUCACAUUCUCCCCAUUCAUAGCAAUAUUCCUUUUCUGAUGCUUCCAACACUAUUUAGAAGAGCUUCCUAGUAAAACAAAAAGUGCUUCUGGCUGCAAAAGACAGGAGCCAGGACUAUGGGAACAGAAGGUGCCAUUGUUAAUGCCAACACAACGGAGCCACUCUGGGGGCUUUGCACACCCCAGGCAGAUCUCGCGUGGUCUCUGAGCUGUGGGGUGAGCGCGGCAGUCGGCGCCUCUGGCCUGCGCCCGGGGCUGGCCUGGCGCUGCAGCUCACUUUUUAAGGGUGAUUCUGAUCUGUGGAGCAAAGGAUAUUUUUGUGGAUGACGAAGGAGUAAUGAACUGUACAGAAGUUAGGUCCGUAUAUUCUUAACUACUCAAUUCAGUAUCUGAACCAAAAAAGAGAAAAGAUAUUUUAAAGAGAGAAGACUGGAUCACUGCAUUGCAGUUCACGUUAAACUUUCCAUUCCUGAUGGAUUUAAAGGUUUCUGCCAUGUGUAUAAAACUAAAUUACUUUUAGCUAAUGAGGGUAUUAGAAGAGUCCCUUUCCCACCCACCCCCUUUUCUUUUGUCACCAGAGUGUCCUAAAAUAAUGAGCUGAUGCGGCUAUGUUCGUUUUGUUGAUGAUUCAGGGGGAUCCUGGAGCUUCUCAUCCAAGAUCCAGAAGGCAGCAACUUUAAACUCUACACAUGCUUUUGGUCUGUGGCCUGAGCAUGUGGGAGUUGUGUUUGCACUCAAGUGGCAGAACCCCUUAUCUCUCCCCCCACCACCAUGGUUUUGCUCUGUUCAUCUCUAACUCUCCACCUUCCUGUUUUACUGAUAUUUAAACCAAUUACCCCUAAAACUUCAAAACUAGUGAACUGCAAGCAGGGAAACUAACAAAUGUCCGUCCACCGUUUCUUAUGUGUUUUUGAUUUUUUUAUGUUUUAUUUUUUUAAAACUAAGCUUGAACCAAAGUCAAUUUCUAGCAAGCUGCUGUACUAAUGGACUAGUUUGUGUAAGUGCAGUUCAGAUGCAGAGAGGCGAUAGAUGCUACUGACAAUUUCUUUUUCAUUUGUCUUUUGUUUUUAUUAAUUUUAUAUAAAAGUUGCUGCUUGUUUUUAAUCUUUUUUUUUUUUUGGUUGGUAAUUUGUGUUAUCCUUGGGGCAGACUCUUAACUUGAUUUUAAUUUGUUUUCUUUUAUUUGAUGUGUAAAUAGAAUGGCAAUGUCAGAGGAUUGUUAUCCAAGAGGUCCCACCUUUAUUCCCCCCAGUAUGGAUGAAUCUCUGUAUUUUUGAUAUGUCUCUACGUCUUCAGGCUGUGCAGGAGACUUUUAGGGCUAUGAAUAAUACUGCAAAAGUGGCAAUGGCCCACAGUAAAAGCUUCAGAGCAGCAACAGGUACAGCUGAGUGAGCUUCAGGGAGGUAGGGAAAAAGUAGAAGAGAAGAUGCUGGUACCCACUGUGCUGGUCUGGAGGCCACAGCACGGUCUAUAAUUUCUACCAAAGGAAUGCAAGUCCUUGGACUUGUUUUGAGUGAAGUAAGAGGAUGGGGAAAACCGCAGCUGUAGCGUUUGUUCCUGACUCUGAAAGUCCCUGCUUACUUUCACGCCUGUGCAAAAGUACAAUUUAUCAGGAAGCUUUUUUAGUUAGAGGGGGAGACCACCGGGCUCGUCUCCGAUGGAUCCCCUCCUCCCAAGGGUUUUGUGGUGGGGUGGGGGGCGUGGUCCUUGCAGAUAUCUAGGAAACACAAAGAAAGGUGGGCCUUAAAUCAGUGGAAAAUCCUCUCUCCACAGUUCCAGGAGACUGUGCCAUUAGCUGUCUGAAUGAGUUUUCAUGUCCCAUUCUUGCUGGUUUGUGGUUGGGAGAGGGUCUUGUUGAGUACAUAUCUGGAACACUAAUGCAGCUUGGAUGGUUUAUUUAUUAUAAAAAUCUGCUUUUUUUCCUGACUACCUUUGCAUUGGUCACAUGGCUUUGGUGUGAGCACCUUAUACCCCUUUCUUUACCCUCCUCUUCUCUACCCCAUCACCCUAUCUGGGGCCCAGAUUCCAGGGAAUUUCUUAGCGAGUUUUUUUUCUGAGAGAAGCUGGAAACUCAGAGUAGCCACAUAUCCAAAAAAGCUUGGUUUUGUUUGCAGAAACUGACAUAAUACCCGAACAGCACAUAUCCCAUGGCAUCCAUUGACAGUGUGCUCCAAUUCAUUGUCCCCUAAAACAUCCCUGUGGCCCCCCCUAAAACUGGCUGUUGUUCCUGGAGCCUACCUUUCAUCCCUAUCAGUGUUUUUCCUCAUUGAUGCUGGCUACCUCCAGUGCUUAGUGAAAGACAGAAAUCAGACUGGCAGUGGGUGUAUAUCUGCCAAGUUAGAGUGCAUGUGCUCCUUGAGAGAAUGAAAAGAAUACGAGAUCAUGUACCAGAAUUUAGCAGAAGUUUCUUUUUUAAAUCAUUGUCGUGCUGGCAGCAGAAAUUUAUGCAUCUGAAAAGAAACAAUAACAAUUGUGUACAGACCCAGUAAAUAUGAUCACAGGAAGUUUGGUGGUGUGUUGGAAAAGGAUAAUACCAUCUCUUUUUCAGAGUUCCAUGUCUCUGUAUUUAAAGGUGAGGGGGUUGCUUUUCAUAGUUGCAAGCAUGUCACAGUACCCAGGCAAGAAAAGAUAAGGUGAAAAGCUCUCCCUGCAGACAGGGAUAGUUCAAAAAGCAAGAGAUUUCCAGGAAAACAAACACAGAUAUGCCCGGAAGGUCAAAAAUCGUUUAGAGAAUGGCUUCAGGAGUUGGUGUUGUAGCUUGGUGAUGACAUUUUUUUCUGACCUUAAGAAAAACAUGUUUUGCUCCAGCACACUUUGGCUUUAGCACACUUGGUCUCCUUAGAACCCAGUCUCCACAGUCACCAUGGAAGGAUUCGCGAACAGCCCAAAGAAAGUACACACAGAUGUGGCUGCUUACAAUUGUUACAUCUGCUUAGAUUUCCUACAGAGCAUUUAUUUUGUUUCUGACUUGCUGUACAACACCUGUUAGUUGAAGUAUGUUUUUAUCAAUGACUGUGAGGUGGUGUGGAUGUGACAUCUCUUAGAACUGUGACCUAAUGUUCCAGUGCCACCUCUGUAAGCCUCACAUGGGGUGCUCUGACACAUUUCUGCAGUUAAGUUAGUGAAGGACACAUGAGAGUUAAUUCCUUAACUCUGCACAUUCCUGCAAAGCAGCGUUCCUUAAAGUGGAAAUUUCCUCUUUUUUUGUUGUUGUUGCAAAUGGAGCAGCACAACCAUUACAGCUGGAGCCAUACCACAGAUACUAAACCAAAGCAACAUCUAAUUUACCUUAAAUAUUAAUUCAUAUUUUCUUAGAUAAAGAAAUUUAUAAAGAUACAAAAUUAUCUUAAAGAGACAGGUGGCUUCUCAUGGUCAUUAGAGUGUUUUAAGGUGGAUAAAAUAAUGCAUGGUUCAAACUUUCAAUGAUACUUGGUUUUAAACUGGAAGUUUAAAAUGUAGAUGUUUUUAUUGUCACAUUAACUUUACAAAGAGUCACUAUUCCCUAUUCCUGUUCUGUCUGAAAUGAUUUAAUGCUGUUUUUCCACACCCUGUACCCCAGCAGGACCUGUCUGUCCCUGUUGGAUGUUGCCUAGGGUGGAUUAUUACCAAAGGAAUAAGCUGGCCUGCUGCUCCCCACUGCAUUUAUGGUUGUCAGUUCUCACACAGCCAACUCAAAUCCCUUUCUAUUUUUGCAAGCAGGACAUCUGCCCUCUCCUUCCCAAAGUACUAUAGCAAUAUAGAAUUCAAGAUACCUACCUUGCACAAGUUCUGCCCUUCUCACCCAUUAAAUCUUUUGUUGCUGCUUUUGAGUUUCUCUCUUCUUUCCAGAGGGGAGUCCCCUAAAAUAUUAUAAAGUAAUUUGACAGGGAAGAUUUUGUCAAAAAGCUGUUGGUUCACAAUUCACAGUUUCUUAAGAUGCUCGUAUCUUUGUCUCCACAUUGUGAGUGGUACCUGGUUCCCUCUGUGUCAGUGCAAGGAGUUUCAGUGCUUUUGGAACCAUGAAAAGCAAUUCCUCUAUUUGCAUAUCUUCACACAUGGACACAGUAAUGCACAAAAAAACCCCUUGAUUUUUUUCAACUUAUCUAUCUGCAUUUGAUCUGUCUGCCACUUCUCCCAGGAUACUCCAAGUGCGGACAUGCUCUGAAUUUUUACCCCUGUUGGGAUGCUGUUAGGAGGGCGUUCGGGAGAUUGCACUGAAAUGACAAAUAUUUUAACUGUGGGAGAAGAGACAUCUUUUACUCACGUAGACAAAUAAGGUCAGCAUGUAGAACGUAUCAGGUACUUCUUUUCUGACCAAAUUCCUGAACAUGAAGCAGCUACUGAGCUUUGUCUCAGGGCUGCUUUUAGGUCCGUCAGUGAUGCCCUGCUAAGAACCGUCCAUAACUGGAAUAAUCUGGGCCCCCUUUCUCCCUCCCUGUCUCCGUCCCUCUGCCUCUUUCCCUUCUUGCUCCUUCCCCCUCUUCCCUCAGUGAAAGGUAGCACCAUACAGCUCUGAGAACAAUACUUGUGGGUAGCAGCUGGCUUCUGGCACCUUCAUAAAAUACCUCAGCAUAGCUUAGCAUUGUCGCAGAACUGGUUUUAAACUGAAAAAAUCAGAAGAGAAAAGCAAACUUUAUAAAUAGUGGAGAUAAUUCUAGCUGUAGAGUUUAGUUGAACUGAUGGUUUAUUAUGAUUGAUAAACAUGAUUAUGCUGUAUGUAUUUGAGAUCCUGUUUAUAGGUUACAACUUUAUAGGGUCGGGUGGGGGUGGGUGGAU